AUGAGUGCCAUACUUUCCGCAGAUGAUCUUAAUGAUUUCAUUUCCCCAGGUGUAGCCUGUAUCAAGCCGGUGGAGCUGCAAGCUACAGAAACGGCUGGCGAGGUGGAAAUCCAGAUCGAUGAGAACGGAAAGCCGCUCCAAAUAUCGAAAAUCGACGGGAAAAUCUCGGCUCUUGCACCCGCUCAAAUUUCGUUGUCUGAUUGUUUAGCAUGCUCUGGUUGCAUUACUUCUGCUGAGGAGGUUCUUGUUGCUCAGCACAGUCAUGAUCAAUUUUUGAAAGCCAUCAAGGAAGGUAACAAGACUUUCGUUGCCAGCAUAUCUCAUCAGCUGCGUGUUUCCUUGGCCCAAGCCUAUGGAUAUUCCUUGGAAGAAAUGGACCGUAUCCUUGUUCACUUCUUCAAGGACCAAAUGGGUUUUGCAUUCGUGGUAGGUACAGCCUUGGGUAGAAAACUCUCGUUGUUAGAGGAGUCUGCGCGAACCAUCAAGAGCAAAUUGGCUAACGGAUCAGAUCAUAAACCUAUUCUCAGCUCAAUCUGUCCUGGUUGGGUUCUCUACGCUGAGAAGACACAUCCUCAUGUAUUGCCGUAUCUCUCGCUGGUCAAAUCUCCGCAACAAAUUACAGGUUGUCUAUUGAAAAGUUUGGCCGCAGAGGAAUUGGGUUGCUCGCGGUCUGAUAUCUAUCACCUAUCAAUCAUGCCAUGCUUCGACAAGAAGUUGGAGAGCGCCAGACCAGAGGAGGACGAUGCGAGCUUGCCCGGUCCAGACGUAGAUUGUGUCUUGACCGCUAAGGAGCUCGUGCAAUUGUUGGAAAUUUCAGAUUAUGAGCUUAUCCCAAGCAAAUCAUUGGAUGCUUCGCAACCUAUCACUCAAUUGUAUUCUUCCUGUGCUCCUCGGGGCUGGCCCUUAAAGGAGUUAUCCUGGUCCAAUGAUUCGGGAUCUGAGUCUGGUGGUUACGGCUACAAUUAUAUUUAUUCUAUGAGGGAUUAUCUUUUAAAAAGCGAAUCUUCAUACACUGCUGAGAAUUUUUCCAUCCAUCAAGUCGAGGGACGAAACAGUGACAUUCACGAGCUUCGGCUAAUGUAUGACGGGAAGAAAGUUGCUUCGGCCGCAAUAGUGAACGGGUUCAGAAACAUUCAAAACCUUGUUCGAAAGCUCAAGCCAUCUACAGGUCCAACAGUGAAGGCUAAUCCUCUUGCAGCAAGAAGGAGGGCCAGGAUCAAUGCCAAGAGUGCAUCAUCUCUGCCAUCUCCGGCUCCAGAAGAAGCUGCAGAUGCAUCUAAGGCGGAUUAUGUGGAGGUCAUGGCUUGCCCGAGCGGAUGCAUUAAUGGUGGUGGUCAAAUUUCAAGACCUCAAGAAGUAUCUGAAAGGGAGUGGUUGGCUCAAGCAAAGCACCUCUAUUGGAAUAUUGCGACAGCAGAUGUCUUAGAAGACAAUUCUUUGGGGGACAUGUUGAGAGACUGGAGUACAGAAUUUCAAGAUAAAACUUCGCUCCCGAAAGCUAGAUUGUAUGAUACACACUUCAAUGAAGUGGAAAAGCCGCAAGAUGCAGCCACUAUCAUGUUGGGCUCCAAAUGGUAA
Australozyma saopauloensis is the source of this 1578-nucleotide messenger RNA. It is a transcript of the gene NAR1, whose product is annotated as Nar1p. The transcript has a single exon. NCBI's taxonomy places the organism in Eukaryota, Fungi, Ascomycota, Pichiomycetes, Serinales, Metschnikowiaceae. Bases 1 to 1578 code for a protein of 525 amino acids. Gene Ontology annotation, cellular component: cytosolic [4Fe-4S] assembly targeting complex. The record is from RefSeq and is a predicted model, not a curated record. Gene Ontology annotation, biological process: iron-sulfur cluster assembly.